AUGAACUUUCUCUUUUAUACUAACAAAACAAAAGAGAACAAUAUAAACCUUGAGAACUUAGAGAGUGACCCAGUAACGCUGAGUAUACACCUAGAAGAGAAAUAUGCAUGCAGCGGUGAUGUAUUUAAAGCUAUAUUUAGAUUGAAAGGACCUAGGAAAUACUUUGGAAAUGUUAAACUGGAUUAUAUAGUUAUAUAUAUAUAUGGAAUGUAUAUAUUUAAUAACGAGGUAUUAUAUAUAAAUAGUAAUGAUCUGAUUGGGAAACAAGAUAGAUUAAAUUUUCCGUUUUAUCGUAGGAGAGAUAUAAAUGAACAGAAGUUUUUAAUCUUUUAUACUAACUCUAUAAUAUUAUGUACAGAUAUAAAUUUUGAAAAACCCGAUGAUUUAUCUUAUUACCUUUUAGAAUGUAUAUUACCGCCUUUUGUACCCCCAUCAUAUAAUGGAAAAAAUGUAAAAUUUAAGUAUUACAUAUAUGUACAGUCAGUUAAACGAUUAUAUAAAAAUAGAAAAGAAUUUAUUACAAAGAAAUCUGAAGCUUAUUUCCCCAUACAAGUUCUAAGCGCUAAGUAUCAUACUUCACCUAUACUUAAUUUUUCAUGCUUCCCUAUAAAACCAUUGGAUCUAAAAAUAGAUAACAAGGGAAAUAAUUAUAAGUAUUUCUUCCACAACUUUCAUAUUAUAAUUAGGGAUUCAAAGAGGGAUAGCAUAACUGGGAGUUAUGGCGGCUUUAGGUCGAAUGAUUGUAUAGGAAGUGCCUUCAUAGAAAGUGAAUGUAAAGAUAGCGAAACCAAAGAAAGCGAAUAUAAAGCUGGUUUCUUUAAAAGCAUUUUCUUUAAAGAUAGUGAAAGUAAGAACAGAAAUUAUAAAGAUGAGGAUACCAAAGACGAUUACACCAAAGAUAGUAAUUCCAAAGAUUAUGACUACAAAACCUACAGCAGUAAUAAACGCGCAAUGGUAAACGCUCUGCAGAAAGCUAGCUUUAAUAGUAUGAAUAUCCCGACAUAUAUUUACAACAAUGCGAACAAAACAAACUUAGAAUGCUUGUUAUGUAUCUAUAACAUUUGCUGCCAGAGGAAAGAAGAUUCUUCUCUUUAUUUACUGAACUAUGUUGUUUACAAUUACAAUUACUUUUAUUUUUUGCACUUGUUUUUUUACAUAGUAUACCACUACGACUACUAUAUCGGUAAAGUUAGAACCAAUCCGCGUAUGAAGAAAGGCUUACCUUUUCGGUCCCUUAUAAACAUGUUACGGAACUGUAAUAGUAAUACUUUAAAAGAGGCGGGUGGUAGUGGCUGUAAGGGCUUGUCAGAUGUGCCAUCAUUGGUUUUAAAUCGAUCAUCGUCCCCCGUACUUGGAAUAGAGAAGAAACAGGGAGGGAAUCCCUUACCAAAGGAGGACUCUGCAAAUAAAGAGCGAAAUGGAACAUGCAUAGCAAGCGCAGCGUGCACAGGUGAGGGGCACACAAGUGGAACAUUCGGAGAUAUGGAUACAGCAUUUAAUAAUAGCAGUAGGGGUAGAAGCACGAGUAGAAGUAAUAAAUGGGAUCAAUAUUGCUCAGGUGAACAAGCAGAUGAUCAGCGUCAUCAUCAACAACAGAAGUAUCAUGAGCAUCACCAUCACCAGGAGGAUGAUGCAUUUUUGGAGUGCCCUCUAAAUAAUAUCGUCCUGUAUGAUGAUGACGAUUUGAACCAUUUUUAUUUUUGCAAUUAUGAUGACUUUAUGUUCAAUGAAGUGAAAUAUGUGCCUAUACGAUGGUAUGACAACCUAGUUUUAGACAAAGCUAAAUAUGUGUAUGCAAAAGGUAGUGAGAGUAAUUUUGCCAACAUAAAUUUUGACAGCUACUCACAGUCGGAGCAAAGUACAUGUAGCGAUGAAGAGGAGGAGGGAGAAGGAGAGGGAGACGCCGUUAACUGUCCAGCUCCUCAGGUGCGUGCUCACAACAAAAGGCACAGUAGUAAUAACUACGGUAGUGACGACAAUCACAGCAGCAGUAGAAGCAGCAGUAGCAGUAGCAGCAGUAGCAGUAGCAGCAGAAGCAGUAGCAGCAGUAGCAGCAACAACAACAACAACAACAACAACAACAACAACAACAACAACAACAACAACAACAACAACAACAACUGUAGUAGAAGCAGUGCAAAUGAAGACAUACCAGGUGAAAUGCAUGAGGAAGGAAUGGGCCAGAGCAGUGAUAGCAAAAGAAGAAGGGGAACCCAUUCAGAGGAGGGUGAUAGGGGCAAUGAGGACCAUGACAAAAUUAGGCAAGAAACGAAAGGAGAAACAAAAAGUAAGAGAAGCAAUGAAGGACAGCAUAGGAGCAACAGUGAAGGACAAGAUAAGAGCAACAACGAAGGACAAGAUAAGAGCAACAACGAAGGACAGGAUAAGAGCAGCAACGAAGGACAGGAUAAGAGCAACAACGAAGGACAGGAUAAGAGCAACAACGAAGGACAGGAUAAGAGCAACAACGAAGGACAGGAUAAGAGCAACAACGAAGGACAGCAUAGGAGCAACAACGAAAGACAAGAUAAGAGCAACUGUAUAGUAUAUUACGAUAAAAAUUUUGAAAAAAUGAAUACCAUAAUAAAACAUAUGUAUGAAGAAAACAUGUUCAGGUGUAUUAAUACAAAAAAAAUAAAAUCAUGUUCUUUAUCAAAUGCAAAUAAUACUAGUACAGAUUCAUUUCUGCUUAAUAUAGACGAAGAAAAAAAGAAUGCGCCUUUUAAUAAUCCAUCUAAAAAUGUAUAUAGGAUAAACUCGAAUAAUAAAAAUAUUUGUUUUAUUACAGUAACGGAUGGAAUAAAUAAUAAUAUAACAAAUACAUUUACACCUAAUAGUAUUAUUAAUAUAAAUAUAGAUUUUAAAAAUGCGGAGAUACAUACUUUACAUGUAGAUGCUUAUCUAGUAAGAAUUGAAAAAAUUAAAAUAAACCCCAAAAUUUUAACUAUUACAAGAAAUAGAUUGUAUGAUGAAAAUGAUGCUUUAGAAGAAGGUUAUUCAUCACUUGACUCAGAUAAUUCUUCAUAUAAUGUUAUAUCGAAUAAAAAAAUUAUAAUGCAACAGAAUGUUUCUACCUUGUAUUGCUCUGAAAAAAAUAUUAGUAUUACAUUAAACGAUGAAAUAAUACCAACAUUUAGAAAUGACCUUGUAAAAAUUCAAUAUUUUAUUGAAACAGACUUUUUUUGUUUUAACAACAGCAAUAAUGCUUUUGAACCAUUUUCUCAUAACAAAGUACUGGAUCAUGUGUACAGUCUGAAAUUCCGUAUUCCUAUAUUUGUUAUACAGGGAGUACAUGACAGUUUGUAUGAAAACAACUCUAAUGUAGAUAUACCUUGGCAUAAUACUACAAACAGUAAAUUGCUUGAGCACCAACUUUUUUUGAAAUACAAUCAUAAGUUUACCUACACGGAUAAGAAGCAAUUUGUGAAGAGCAUGAAAAUGUAG
Messenger RNA from Plasmodium malariae, 3444 nucleotides. Its product is annotated as conserved Plasmodium protein, unknown function. Gene Ontology annotation, biological process: retrograde transport, endosome to Golgi. The coding region runs from base 1 to 3444 and encodes 1147 amino acids. The transcript has a single exon. NCBI's taxonomy places the organism in Eukaryota, Apicomplexa, Aconoidasida, Haemosporida, Plasmodiidae. Gene Ontology annotation, cellular component: Golgi membrane; Ric1-Rgp1 guanyl-nucleotide exchange factor complex. The record is from RefSeq and is a predicted model, not a curated record.